Messenger RNA from Coffea arabica (coffee), 729 nucleotides. Its product is annotated as F-box/kelch-repeat protein At3g23880-like. Lineage: Eukaryota; Viridiplantae; Streptophyta; Magnoliopsida; Gentianales; Rubiaceae. The record is from RefSeq and is a predicted model, not a curated record.
AUGGCAUAUGGGUUCGGGUAUGAUGAGUUGCACGAUGAUUACAAAUUGAUCGCAUUUUUCCGUGCCAGCCCGUUUGAGAAUGCUGAGGGUCAAGUUGUUGAAAUUUAUAGUCAAAGGACUAAUUCCUGGAAGAGGAACGAGUAUUCCAUAAACUAUCCCAUUUGGCAACUUAAAGGGGGAUGUUUUGUUGGCGGGAAGCUCCAUUGGAACGCAAAUUUUCGUCCCGAGGAGGAAGAUCGCUAUCGUCCACGGAAAGUUGUUGGUAAAAUUGUUAGUUUUGAUUUGGCUCAUGAGACUUGUGGGGUGAUAGAAUUUCCCGAAAAUUAUAAGGGAAAGUCGAGUGGUAAAGGAUGGAGUAUAGGAGUUCUAGGGGAAGGAUGCCUUGCUUUCCUUUGGAUUCAAAUUCCCGAGGUAGAUGUCUGGAUUAUGACCGACUAUGGAGCUACACAAUCUUGGACCAAAAUGUGCUCGAUUCGCUAUCCUGCAGGUCUUGAAUGUCGGAUUGGAUUCGACAUUGAUGUCCAACCUGUGUUCUUAACAAAGAGGGGGGAGUUAUUGCUGAAACUUGAGUCCAGUUUGGUACUUUAUAAUCCAGAAGAUGGUACAUACAAGAAUCUCGACAUGAGAUAUAAAUUGCGGUAUCUUCCUGGUUUUCUUAAGGUGGUUAUGUAUGAUGAAAGUUUAGUUUUGCUUGAUGCCCAUGAUGGAUUAAAUAUGCGAUUGUCUUAA